AUGAUGUGGACGAAAGAGGAGCAUGCCAAGUUUCUUGAAGCCCUGAACAAGUACAACAUCAACACGAAGCGAGAAGAGGACGGGGAUGGCAAGAUGUUCGUGGGGCUUGGCCCCCACGUCGCAAACCUCAUCGCCAUGGACAUCGGAACGCGCACUGUCGCUCAAGUACGAUCGCACGCCCAGAAAUACUUUCAAAACAUCUCCAAAAAGAAGAAGCAAGCCUCUUGGGACAACAGCAUACAUUUCGUGCCGCUUGGGAAACGCAAGUCAUCCAUCUUCGAUGAUCGUGACAAGUCAUGA
Messenger RNA from Guillardia theta CCMP2712, 300 nucleotides. RefSeq lists its product as hypothetical. The coding region runs from base 1 to 300 and encodes 99 amino acids. The record is from RefSeq and is a predicted model, not a curated record. The transcript has a single exon. NCBI's taxonomy places the organism in Eukaryota, Cryptophyceae, Pyrenomonadales, Geminigeraceae.